AUGCCAUGCCAUCGAAGAGGACCAUGGUCUAAUUUAGAGGACAAGUAUUUGAUGCAGCUCGUCCAUGCACAUGGCCCUCUCAACUGGGUUCGCAUAGCCCAGACACUGGGCUCGCGCACCGCCAAGCAGUGUCGCGAGCGCUAUCACCAGAACCUGAAGCCGACGCUAGACCACGAGCCCAUCACUCCCGAGGAGGGUCUGCAAAUCGAACGCCUUGUACACGAGAUUGGCAAGCGCUGGGCCGAAAUCGCCCGUCGACUCCAUGGCCGGAGCGACAACGCCGUCAAGAAUUGGUGGAACGGUAGCCAGAACCGCCGCAAGCGCCUCGACCGCCGCCGCGCCGUGACUCCCAUUGAGCUGCCGCCCUUGCGAACAUGGCAGGCUUCAAGGUCUAGGGGUGCCCGCCUGCCCAGUCCCAGUUCCUUGGCUCCCCAAAAUGGCCAGCCCGGGUCGCAACCUCGUCCGCCUCUGGCGGGAGCCCUGGGUCAGCUGCCAACGGCGCCCAACUCACCUGUGCGGAGCCAAGAGCAGCAGCAGCAGGCCGGGUCCGGGUCCGAGGAUGCCACUCGAGAUAGGGACUCGAGGAUGAGGCUGGCGACGCUGCUUGGUUGA
Hirsutella rhossiliensis is the source of this 612-nucleotide messenger RNA. RefSeq names its product myb-like DNA-binding domain-containing protein. The record is from RefSeq and is a predicted model, not a curated record. Gene Ontology annotation, molecular function: RNA polymerase II cis-regulatory region sequence-specific DNA binding; DNA-binding transcription factor activity, RNA polymerase II-specific. The coding region runs from base 1 to 612 and encodes 203 amino acids. The transcript is spliced from 2 exons. Lineage: Eukaryota; Fungi; Ascomycota; Sordariomycetes; Hypocreales; Ophiocordycipitaceae. Gene Ontology annotation, cellular component: nucleus. Gene Ontology annotation, biological process: mitotic cell cycle; positive regulation of transcription by RNA polymerase II.